AUGCCUCCCAAGUUAGAUCCUGGUGAAGUGAAGAUCAUCCACCUCCGCGCCACUGGCGGUGAGGUCGGAUCUUCUGCCACUCUCGCUCCCAAGAUUGGCCCUCUUGGUCUCUCCCCCAAGAAGGUCGGCGAAGAUAUUGCGAAGGCCACCGGCGACUGGAAAGGUCUCCGUGUCACAGUAAAGUUGACCAUCCAGAACCGACAAGCGGCCGUCAGCGUUGUUCCCUCUGCGUCGUCUCUUGUUAUCCGUGCCUUGAAGGAGCCACCCCGAGACCGCAAGAAGGAAAAGAACAUCAAACACUCCAAGUCGAUCCCUCUCGAUGAGAUCUUCGAUAUUGCACGGACCAUGCGUGGUGCCAACAAGUCACUUGCACGAGAGUUGAAGGGUACAGUGCUUGAGAUUCUGGGCACCUGCUUCAGCGUUGGUUGCCAAGUUGAUGGAAGAAGUCCCAAAGAGAUUUCAGAUGAGAUCAAAGAAGGAUCAAUUGAAGGCAUGUCUUUUGCAUAUGGACAUCGAGUGCCUUCCGAGUAG
Molecule: messenger RNA, 531 nt
Organism: Cladophialophora carrionii CBS 160.54
Lineage: Eukaryota; Fungi; Ascomycota; Eurotiomycetes; Chaetothyriales; Herpotrichiellaceae
Product: 60S ribosomal protein L12
Exons: 5
Coding region: 1-531 (176 amino acids)
Biological process (GO): translation
Cellular component (GO): ribosome; cytosolic large ribosomal subunit
Molecular function (GO): structural constituent of ribosome; large ribosomal subunit rRNA binding
Source: RefSeq, a predicted model, not a curated record